Molecule: messenger RNA, 5481 nt
Organism: Poecile atricapillus (Black-capped chickadee)
Lineage: Eukaryota; Metazoa; Chordata; Aves; Passeriformes; Paridae
Gene: RECQL5
Product: RecQ like helicase 5
Exons: 20
Coding region: 144-3290 (1048 amino acids)
Biological process (GO): double-strand break repair via homologous recombination
Cellular component (GO): chromosome; cytoplasm
Molecular function (GO): nucleic acid binding; four-way junction helicase activity; ATP binding
Source: RefSeq, a predicted model, not a curated record
UGUCUGAGGCUCCCGGAGCAGCGGGGGAAUCCCGGCCUCACACAGGAGAAACUGCUCGGGGAGCUCACGGCCGGAGGGGAGAGCCCUCAGCGAGGCGGAGCGGAGCGUGUCUGGGGAGGAGAGGGGAUGAAAGCGUCCUUAGGAUGAGCGGGAAGGCUCCCCCGGGCCUGGAGGGCAGGGUCCGGAAAACACUGCAGAAGGUCUUCGGGUUCGAGUCCUUCAAGACUUCCCUGCAGGAAAGUGCGACCAUGGCUGUGGCCAGAGGAGAGAAGGAUGUCUUUGUGUGCAUGCCCACAGGGGCAGGGAAAUCCUUGUGCUACCAGCUUCCUGCAGUUCUGGCAGUGGGAAUCACCAUUGUCAUUUCACCUCUGAUUGCAUUGAUUCAGGAUCAGGUGGAUCACCUGCUGGCUCUGAAGAUCAAAGCCUGCUCUCUGAACUCCAAGCUGUCUGCCCAGGAGAAGAAAACCAUCCUGGCUGACUUGGCAAGUGAGAAGCCUCAAGUAAAGCUCCUGUACAUCACCCCAGAGAUGGCAGCUGCCUCUUCCUUCCAGCCAACACUGAACUCCCUGGUGUCCAGAAACCUCCUGUCCUACCUGGUCAUCGAUGAAGCUCACUGUGUGUCCCAGUGGGGACACGACUUCCGCCCCGACUACCUGCGCCUGGGCUCCCUGCGCAGCCGCAUCCCCCAGACCCCCUGCGUUGCCCUGACUGCCACUGCCACCAAGCAGGUCCAGGAGGACGUGGUGGCAGCGCUCAAGCUCAAGCAGCCACUUUCCACCUUUAAGACUCCUUGCUUCAGAUCUAAUUUGUUCUAUGAUGUGCAGUUCAAAGAGCUCCUGACUGAUCCGUACGCUGACUUGAAGGAUUUCUGUCUGAAGGCGCUUGAAGUGAAGGGCACCACUGGGGUGUACGCCGGCUGUGGCAUCGUGUACUGCAGGAUGAGGGAUGUGUGUGACCAGCUGGCCAUUGAGCUGAGCUACCGAGGGCUGAAAGCCAAGGCCUACCAUGCAGGCCUCAAGGCAGCUGACAGGACUUCUGUCCAGAAUGAAUGGAUGGAGGAGAAGAUCCCUGUCAUUGUUGCAACCAUCAGUUUUGGAAUGGGAGUAGACAAAGCAAACGUCAGGUUUGUUGCCCACUGGAAUAUUGCCAAGUCAAUGGCUGGAUAUUACCAGGAGUCUGGCAGAGCUGGGAGAGAUGGAAAACCAUCCUGCUGCCGCCUCUAUUACUCCAGGAAUGACCGGGAUCAAGUCAGCUUCCUGAUCAAGAAGGAGCUCUCUAACAUCCAGGAAAAAAAAGGCACCUUAAAAGAGUCUGACAAAGCUGUGAUGACAGCUUUUGAUGCCAUCGUGAACUUCUGUGAGGAGCUGGGCUGUCGCCACGCUGCCAUAGCGAAGUACUUCGGCGACGUCACGCCACCUUGCAACAAGUGCUGUGACUUCUGCAAGAACCCAGGGGCAGUGAAAAGACAACUGGAGGCACUGGAAUGCUGCAGCAACAGCUGGAGCAAAACCUGCAUCGGGCCCACAAGAUCCUCCUGGGAUAGCUACGACCCAGAGCUGUAUGAGGGCGGGAGGAGAGGCUGCAGAGGCUUCAGCAGGUAUGAUGAAGAGGGCAGUGGCAAUUGGGAUGAAGACAAUGAGGAGCGUCGGAAACGGGAGUGGGACAACUUUUACAAGAAACAGAUGAGUCUGCGCAAAGGCAAAGAACCAGAAAAGGAAGAUUUUGUUCCUCCAAGUGCAGACUGUCCCCUGAAGGAUGCUGCCAGCAGGAGGAUCUCCAAGCUCACUGUGAAGGGCCGGGAACACUGCUUGAAGAUGCUGGAAGAAGCUUUGAGCAACAACCAAAAGACUCUAGCAACAGAAGGAAAAUGGUCAGACCCUGGUGCCUGUGCAGUGGAAAUGGAAUAUGAAGCUUUCAGGACCAGCAAAAUGGCAAAUUCCUACAAGGCAGCUGUGCUGAAGAAGGUGGCAGAAAUCAAUAAAGCCUCCAAACAAGGGGAAUUGUUCUCAGUCUUUGGGUCUGGAACAAGUGGUAACAGCAAUUUGGAAACAAAAUCUGUGUCUCUAGCAGAAGAAGACUUUGUCCCUGCAUCCCAGGUUCCCUCAUUCAAACCCAAGCGUGUGGGCGCAGGAUUCCCAAAGAAAUCCAGCUUGUUCCAGACAGCUUCAGAACUGCUGAAGACCCAGGAGGAGAGUGAUGCAAAGCCUGUCAAAAAAGACUGUCCAAGUGGGCAAGACAACAGCAGCUACAGUCUGGAGCUGGACACCAGAAACCCUGUUCUCCAGAGGGAAGAAGCUGUAACCAAAGCAGUGGAUGAGAGUGCAGGGGUAGAACUACACCCAGAAAAGAAGGGACAACAACCCAGUCCAGACACAAAAACUGCCCUUGGGGAUAGUCCUGCUAAGAAGUUCAAACGCAGCAAGAAGCAACAAAUGCUCGCAGAAGCAGCUAAAAAGGAAUCACAGGAUAUUUCCAAAUUCUUCUCCCUCCCCAAAGGUGCCUCUAAAGCCCAAAGCUGCAGUGUAGCAAAGGGAGAUGGCUCUUGUGCAAGCACACUACCUCAGGUUUCUUCUCAAAGCAUGUGUCAAGGGAAACCAACACCUCAGGAAAACAAAGGCUCUGGAGAUCUGACUGGGCAGUUCCAGACAGAGAAUAAAGAACUGAGAGAAACAGAAGUAACACUGACUGAGAGAGGGGAGAAUUUUAAGACCCAGCAGGCUGCUGAAUCUGAAUUUCUUGAGGAGGAUAUGGAUGUGAAGACCAGUGUUACUGAAAAUGUUGCAGACACUGAGCUACCUGUUGUUGGGGAAGGUGACAGUGGGAAGCGGCCAGGAUCAGAUGAGGAUACGGAAAGUCCUGCAAAAAAGCGGCUCCGGACAGCAGCAAAAUCUUCAAUUCUGACCCAGCCAGAGGGCAAAAGCGCUGGUCCAACAAAGAAGAAGGUGACUUUUGACUCAAACUUAGCACAGUGUGAUAAAGAAGGAAUCAGCAAGACCAUACAGCCAGUGACCAAAGGCAUGUCCCUCAAAGAGACUGCAGACAUCGUUGUCAAGUAUUUGACCCCGUUCUACAAGGGGGGAAAAUUUGCUUCCAAGGAUCUCUUCAAGGGCUUUGCCAGACACCUGUCUCACUUACUGACCCAGGAGCAGAGUCCUGCCCGCAAGACAGAUGUUGUUUCCUUUCUUGUAGUGAAAGAGGAAGCACAGAGACUCAUCAAGGAGUUUUUCAAAACAAGGCUCAGGUGUGAGAGUGAGGCAGACUGGGAGGAGCUGCAGAGCUGGGAGAGCUGAUCCCUGCUGCUUGUUGGCUCUUCCUUUCCUGCAGCAGCACUACCGGGGAUGUGAAAGAACUCAGCCAUGGAGGGUUUCAUAAGACUGCAGAAAUGAGAUUUAUUUUUCUUUUCUCCACUGCAUUUUUGUUUACCUCUGUCCUUAGUGACACAUAAAGAACCAGAUUUUGUGAACUCAUGGUGAGUUUCCCCAAUAAAUGGGGUGCUGAAACCCUCAAGGACCAAGAAGUGUGAAGUUGUACCUGCUGUGUUUGUUAGGGGCUGCUGCCUUGGAUGUUCUGCACUGUCUCCAACCUCUGCUACCUGCAGCAGCCUGGGCAGGGCUCAGACUUUCCACUUGGGAUUCUGCUUUGGGAUGGCACCUUGCUUUCUAAAUGGCUCCUCCCCUUGCUCCCCCUCCCUUAUUUCAGUGUCACCAGUAGAAGCCUUAUGCUACAAGUUUUCGUGCUUUGCUCAGGGCUGCCAGUGACAAACUCAAUGUUUGAGUUCCUGGAUGGAAUAUUUUCAUUUGAAGAGCAGAGGAAGAGCAUUUUGUAAUUACCAUGGAGGUGGUGCUUGGUUUCUAGAGGAGGAAAAACUCAGAUUCUUUUCCUUUUAAUAUGAACUUCUUUAAGUUUGUCCAGUUCUGUCUGCCCUUUAAUUUAAGUGGUGAUACUCUUUCAGUAUUAACCUCUGCAACACUUCCAGCCUUUGCUUGUAAUCCCUAAAGCCAUAUUUGCUCCCUGUGCCUCACCAAAAGUCUGCAGGACGGGGGACAGUGCUGCUGUUACAGCUGGGUAAGGUUCUGCUGUGACCCUCAAACUGACACUGUGGUACCUCUGCUGCUAUGCUUAUAUGGAGCCUGAACCUGAUUCUCUGGCACAAGUCCUUCCUUCUGGAUUUUUGUUGGGUUCUCCCUCUAUUCCAUACCUACAGGGGCUGGUGGCCUCAGGCUUCCAGAGAAAUGUGCAGCCUCAGAGGCUGCCCAGGGGUUCGGAUCACUGUACUCCACAGAUGUAUUUUUUUUAAAUAUUCUGAAGGGUAUAUGCAGAAUUGACAAUAAAGCAAUGUUACAACUGCUGUGGAUUGUUCCUGGAAGCUUUUUCUUAUCAUUCAGUCCCACAGACUGGUCAGAGGUACAUUAAGCAGCACUCAAAGGGAAGCACCUGCCAGGGAAUUUGCUGUAGUUCCCACUGACAUCAGCUCACCAGCAAAAGUCUAACUGUGCAUCAGGGCUUGUACUGAGCACCCUCAGAUCUGUUCCUCUUCCCUGCUGACAGUGACAACAUUUUCCUCAAGCUUUGCCCAUUACCUGCAGUUAAGUUUUCCCUGGUUAGAUGUAAGAUCUAUCAUAUCAUGCCUUCAGAACAUCUCUGUGAUUAUUUUAUUGCAAUCUCCUAAAGGGCAGUUACACCUCAGGUCAUUAGAAGAGCUGUGGCAAUAAAAAUAAAUUAAAUAUUUUUAUACAACCCAAAACACUUGAGUAUAGUACAAGUUCUGUUUGAAGAUGCUUCCUCCAUGGGCAUGGAGCCACCAUUGAAGUGUGACAGCUGCAUGGCCAUGACUGACUUCUUUAUAGUGGAGGGAAGCAUAUGCAUAUAAUUAUGUCAGUGAGAAAUUAAUUAACAAUAAACUUCCUUACCAUUGCAGCUCAAUCUGUGCCCCAGUGUAUGUGCUAAUUGUAUGAUUAACACUGAUCUGCUUUUCAAUUAGGAUGCUUUCUACAAACUCCUGCUUCAUAAAUCCUGCUAGAGGACCUCUGCAUUCAGAGACAAAUUGGCUCCUGGAAAAUACCAGCAGCCCAUGGAGGCAUUGCACAAUCUCAGCUGGGAUACACAAAUCUCCAGCAAGCACCAGGCUUUGCUCAUGAUAAUUAAUUCAAAAGAGAAAGGAGGAGUUGCAUGGUGUACAACUUGAAGGCAAGUGCUUACUUUGGGGUCAGCUGCUCUUUGCUGGAACAGGCUGUGUGUGGAGAGGCCCUUGGGGUUUGUUUGGCCACAACAUGAACUGUUUCAAGGAAGUGCUUGGGGACUGAAUGGCAGAUCACGAGGGUUAUGGUCACUCCAUCAACAAACACUGUGCUGGCAUUCUUAGAAAGCAGCUGGCUGAGGUCAUGGGUGUCUUCUGGGAUCUCCCAAGGACAUGGGUCAGGAAGCACUGAUCAAGUUCAGAGCAAGGGAAAUAGUGCUGUUUUCCUUUGUUUUCUCCUUCUU